Tripterygium wilfordii is the source of this 651-nucleotide messenger RNA. Its product is annotated as glutamate--glyoxylate aminotransferase 2-like. The record is from RefSeq and is a predicted model, not a curated record. The coding region runs from base 141 to 482 and encodes 113 amino acids. Gene Ontology annotation, biological process: photorespiration. Gene Ontology annotation, molecular function: L-alanine:glyoxylate transaminase activity; L-alanine:2-oxoglutarate transaminase activity; glycine:2-oxoglutarate transaminase activity. The transcript has 4 exons. Lineage: Eukaryota; Viridiplantae; Streptophyta; Magnoliopsida; Celastrales; Celastraceae.
GACAGGUGGUUGCUGCUAGACGAUCCUAAUGUAGGAUUGCUAUUCCCCGCCGAUGCAAUUGCUAGAGCCAAACAUUAUCUUUCAAUGACUUCGGGUGGCCUAGCAAAGACAUCCUUGAAUCGUUGAGAAGAAGAGCGAGGAUGAUGACCGAUGGAUUCAACAGCUGCAGAAACGUAGUUUGUAAUUUCACAGAAGGUGCAAUGUAUUCAUUCCCCCAAAUGCGAUUGCCACCAAAAGCAAUAGAGGCCGCCAAAAAGGCCAGAAAAGUUCCUGAUGUUUUCUACUGUCUCAAGCUUGUGGAAGCCACUGGCAUUUCCACUGUGCCUGGUUCUGGAUUCGGACAGAAAGAAGGGGUCUUUCAUUUACGGACAACGAUUUUACCAGCUGAAGAGGACAUGCCAGCGAUCAUGUCCAGUUUCAAGAAGUUCAACGACGAAUUCAUGGAGCAAUAUGAAGAGAGUAGAGGGUAUUCAAGAAUGUAAAAGGGUGCUUUUUGAGUAGCCUAACUUGUACCAAAUAUUAUUUGGCCAAACCUUGUCCAUUAUCAUCACUCUGCUAUUCAACUUCACUACGCUAGUUCAUGUUCUUACCCUAAAAAUUUUAAGCUGAAAAGCUGCUUUAAAGAUAAUGAAUUUUAUUAUGCCUAAUAAC